AUGGAUAAAAGAAAUCUUACAGUCGUCAAUGAAUUUGUUCUUCUGGGACUUUCCAGCUCAGCAGAGCAGCAACGACUCCUGACCCUGCUGCUCCUCUCUGUGUACUUGGUCACCAUAUCAGGGAACACACUCAUCAUCUUAGCUAUUGGCUGUGACUCUCACCUCCACUCCCCCAUGUAUUUCUUCCUUAGCAACUUGGCCUUUGUGGACAUCUGUUAUACUUCCACCACAGUUCCUCAAAUGGUAGUCAACACCUUGACAGAUACCAAGACUAUUUCUUUUUCAGGCUGCCUCACCCAGCUCUUCUUCUUCAUUUCUUUUGUGAAUAUGGACAGCCUCCUUCUCUGUGUGAUGGCUUAUGAUAGGUAUGUGGCAAUCUGUCACCCUUUGCAUUACACCUCCGUAAUGAAUCUUCAUUUCUGUGUCCAGCUGGUGGCUGGGCUCUGGGUUGUGACCUAUCUCCAUGCCCUUCUACACACCGUCCUAAUGGCACAUCUCUCCUUCUGUGCCUCCAAUGUUGUGCAUCAUUUCUUCUGUGAUCUGAACCCACUCCUGCAGCUCUCCUGUUCUUCUGUAUCCUUCAAUGUGAUGGCCAUCUAUACAGUAGGAGCUCUCUUGGCUCUCAUACCUUUUGUCUGCAUCCUCAUAUCUUAUGUGCUUAUCUUCUCCACUAUUCUGAAGGUCACUUCCACUCAGGGGAAACAGAGAGCAUUUUCAACCUGUGGAAGCCACCUGUCAGUGGUGGUGUUGUGCUAUGGCACAGCCAUUGCUGUCUACUUCUGUCCCUCUUCUCCUCAUAACCCUGAGAGGGACACAUUGUCAUCUGUCAUGUAUAAUGUGGUGGCUCCAAUGCUGAAUCCUUUCAUCUACAGCCUAAGGAAUAGGGAUAUGAAGAGAGCACUCAUGAAAAUGCUUUGUAAAUGUACAGAUUUUUAUCACCAAUAA
Messenger RNA from Choloepus didactylus (southern two-toed sloth), 945 nucleotides. Its product is annotated as olfactory receptor 1C1-like. Lineage: Eukaryota; Metazoa; Chordata; Mammalia; Pilosa; Megalonychidae. The record is from RefSeq and is a predicted model, not a curated record. Gene Ontology annotation, biological process: G protein-coupled receptor signaling pathway. The transcript has a single exon. Gene Ontology annotation, cellular component: membrane. Gene Ontology annotation, molecular function: olfactory receptor activity; G protein-coupled receptor activity. The coding region runs from base 1 to 945 and encodes 314 amino acids.